Gloeophyllum trabeum ATCC 11539 is the source of this 1971-nucleotide messenger RNA. RefSeq lists its product as uncharacterized. Bases 128 to 1414 code for a protein of 428 amino acids. The record is from RefSeq and is a predicted model, not a curated record. Gene Ontology annotation, molecular function: 6-phosphogluconolactonase activity; protein binding. The transcript has 8 exons. Lineage: Eukaryota; Fungi; Basidiomycota; Agaricomycetes; Gloeophyllales; Gloeophyllaceae.
CCAAGCCCUGGUGGUAUUCGUAUCUCGGAACCUGCUUUUCUUCGUGGAUUUGUCUUUAUACAGAGCAGGGCUCGCACUCGUUUUACGCUCCAUUCUCAAUCUUCGUCUCUAGCUCUUCCUUAGCGCAAUGAAGGUCUCCGCUGUUUUUGUGUGUCUUGCGGCCAUUCUCAGUACCGGCGUCGCGGACGCGGCACCCCUCCGACAGCGCUCGCUCGUCUAUGCUCGGAAUAAUAAAGUAAAGAUGAUGAAUGGGCAGAAGGCCAACUCGUCGUCGUCCUCGUCGGCAAAGGGCGCUGUUUACUUCAUGACCAAUGACCCCAAGGAGAACUUCAUUAUCGCCGCUGACAUCGGUUCAGACGGCAAGCUGACACUCAACCGUGCAGUCUCUAGCAGAGGUCGUGGAUCUCACGGUCAGACCAGUCCCAAUGGCCCAGACGCCUUAUUCUCCCAGGGCUCAGUCAAGGCAUCUGCAAACGGCAAGAUCCUGGCUACAGUUAAUCCUGGUUCCAAUACGGUCUCGGUGUAUUCUAUCAACGAGAAUAACCCUUCCGAGAUCAGUCUCAUCGGCGACCCGGUGUCUAGUGAGGGUGAAUUCCCGAUGUCCCUUGCGAUCAACAGCAAUGGGACUCAGGUGUGCGUUCUCAAUGGCGGGACGGUUAACGGUGUAAACUGCUACAAGGUGGACAAGGACGUCGGUCUCACUGCCGUUCCCAACACACUGCGGUCUCUCGGCAUCAAUCAGACGACACCCGCUACCGGCCCCGCAGGCACAGCAUCCCAUGUCAUCUUCAGUGAGGACGGCAAGUCUCUCAUCGCCUCCAUCAAGGGCACCCCGCCAACGCCCGGCUUCCUCGCCGUCUGGGACGUCAACUCCGACGGCUCGCUAUCACAGGACUUCAAGAAGGUCGCCCCCGCGAGCGGUGGCCUGCUGCCCUUCUCGAUGACGGUCAUCCCCGGCAAGAAUGCGAUCCUCGCGACGGACGCCGGUCUCGGCUUCGACGUCUUCGACUUUAGCAGCGGGAAUAAGAGCUCCGCAGUGCCGAUCCAGGGCCAGUCGGCGACCUGUUGGUCGAGCUUCAGCAAGAAGACCGGCAAUUUCUAUCUCACUGACAUCGGCACUGCCACGGUCACGGAGGUAAAUGUAGACGACAACCUCAAAGGGUCAAUAGUCAAGCAAUACCCUCAGAAAGCGGGCUCCGCUACCAUUGACAACGACAUUGCAAGCAUUGGAAAUAAUGACUUCUUGUACGUUCUCGCCCCCAACGCCACGCAGAUCGACGUCUUGUCGCUCGACGGUGCAGGCCAGGCCAAAAGCAUCCAGACCCUGGACAUUGCGGGGCCCGCCAAGGCAGCCGGCCUAUCAAUCGAUCCCUUCAACCUGCAGGGCAUGACGAGCUUCGUCAAGAGCGGAUAGGAAAUGCGCAUCAGGUAAUGAGGGCCACUGAGGGGCUUCAAGCUACGACAGGAUCUGUCGGCCACAUAUGAUUCAUCCGCUAGAUUGCAUACCCUAGGAUGAAAUUGAGUCGAUGGAACAUAUUGUUGUAUCAGUUUUCCUGCGUGCGGACAUACAAGGUCUCUUCUCUCGCAGCAGACUCAGGUGAAUUCGUAGAUGCACUAAUACAUUGAUAUCCAAGGUAUAUUCUACAUACAUUACUUCAGAUCAUAAUGCAGCACUAUAACGCUGGACCUACCGGUAAAUUAGAGGUAACAUAAGGCCAGACAUGGCUAACAGCCGCAGAUCAUAUCAUAUCCCACUCAUCCCAAAUUUCGCGGUUUGCCAGAGUUGGCGCCUGCCCAGGGGUCUCUAUCUCCGCGGUAGGAGUCAAGUCGACAAUCUUCUCACUUGUACCUUCUGCAUCGUCUUUGGUGCCGCGCAUGACCACGAGAAUGGGAUCGCUCCGCUUGUAUCCGGUGUACACCAGCCGAAUAUCGCUCCCUUCUAUCACCUGCACCAAGCGUCCGGUAUGGAUA